UCUACCUUCCCAGCUCCCCAACCAAAAAUAAAUAAAUAAAUAAAGACAUUUCUGUUUCUGGAGACAAGAUGGAAGAUUUUAAGUUUUUUUCCCGAACUUGAUCAUUUUUCUCUAUUUUUACCUCCCAGCCAACCAACUAGCCAACCCGGCUAUCAAAUUAAACCAAUCGCUUGUUUUUCAUUGCCUAUUUUGGCCUCUUCGGAUCCGUGGAAAUAAAAAGGGGGAUAGGGCUGCUGACAACAACAAAAUAAGUCAGGUUACACAUUUACAAACAAAUAGAAAAGGCCAUUUUUUUCUGCUCAGCUGUUUUCCGCUGCCAAACAUUUUUUUACUCUUAAUAACUUUGUUUAUAAAAAGCUAUAAAAAUAACCCACCCACUUUCAUUUCUUUACUCUUUUCCACUACUCUUUUUGUUUUGUUUACUGUAUUCUAUUAUUCCAUCGAUCUUAUUUUUGAUAUUCUCCUAUUAAUAUUAUCCAUAACCAUGCUUCUGCAGCAACACAAAGAGCGGCAGAAAACGCUGCAUUCUCUAUUUUCGCCGGAGCUACGUGCGAUCCGAAUGUCCUUUCUCAAGAGCAUUUGGCAAAUGGUCCUAGUCUUCACAUGCGUCUUCUGGAUCUCCAUCAGUUUCCUUUACGGCACUGGCUACGACCCCUCCCGGCACAUGAAAGCCGGCACAGUGGUAUUCCGCAAUCUCGACGAUUCGGAGAUUUCACGCACACUCAGCAGCACGUUCAUCAAGCAGUUUGACAUACCCACGAUGCCAAAACUCUUUGAUUACACGCAACGCAGUGAGCUCGCGACUAAGGAGGAAAUCCGGAAGGCCGUGUGGGAUGGUGACUUUUGGAUCGGCGUGGUGAUUAACGAGGGGUUCGGCCAGAACCUUACGAGGGCUACGAGGGCGGGAAGGAUCAGACAUUACUUUAAGGUGGCGGCAGUGACCAAGGCUGUGACCGGCGCGCUGGCGGCGCUGGAAGCACCGUUUGCCCAGCUUGUCUUCCAAAACGCCAUAAAGCAGUCGGGCACAUCUGCGGCCACCAUUCUGGAGCGCGCGAACCCGCAGGCGCUGGUUUUGCCGUUCAGCAAUACAGUGGUCAAUAUAGCCCCGUAUCACUUUGACCUCUCUAUGUAUAUUCUGACAGUCAGCAUGUCCCUGUGCAUGGUCACCGGGGCGUUUGUGCCGUCGAAUAUGUGGAAGACCAUCGAGGAGCCGUUUUUCAAGCAACUUCGGAUUCCACAGAUCAUCGCGCUGCGUUUUGUCAUCAACAUGAUCUCCGCAGUAGUCAUCACCAUGCAAGUCAUUGGGAUUAUCUUUGUGUUCUCCGGCCCAACCUGGGAUCCGAACGCCAAGGAUUUUUUUGCCCUGUACGGGCUGAUUCUGCUAAAUACUCUGUGCUUUACGUUCUUCAUCGAGUGCAUGCAGAGCCUGGUGCAUCCGCGGUUCCUUCUUGGUGGGUACUUUAUCACUUUGAUGGUCAAUAUUGGUGCUGGAUUGUUCGGUGCCGAGAUGAACAACAGGUUUUUCCGGAUUAUCUUUGCAUUUCCAUUCUUUAACACUGGUAUCUCCAUCCGCACGCUGCUCACAGACGGGUCGUACAAGAGGUGGCACUACACCAUUACGGUCAACGUCGUGAUUGCAUUCAUGUGGUGGGUGAUUUCGUUGUUUUUGAUUGCGCGCAAGGCAAGGCUGGUCAGAGCUGGCAAGAUGCUUAUGUCGAAUAUUGCGCCUGUCCCUGGAACUGUUGUUCAGCACGAUGGUGAUGAGCAUGGCGAUGAUGCACAGGGCAAGGAGGGUGUCGCUCGGGAACUCAAGUCGCUGUCGCCGUCGCAGGCUUCGACAGCUACCAGCGCAAGCGCAUCGUCAGCCGAUCUGUCGGUGGCUGAGAAUAACACGACGUAUAACCGUCGACGUGGCGAGCCCACGUCGGACAUUGAGAUCGAGGACAUGUAGUUUUGAUUUUUUUCUUGUUGAAUUCUGUUGAUUUUGAAUUAAAGUUUCAUAUGAAAUAUUAA
Molecule: messenger RNA, 2013 nt
Organism: Kickxella alabastrina
Lineage: Eukaryota; Fungi; Kickxellomycota; Kickxellomycetes; Kickxellales; Kickxellaceae
Exons: 2
Coding region: 485-1951 (488 amino acids)
Cellular component (GO): membrane
Source: RefSeq, a predicted model, not a curated record